GAAUGGCAUCACCCUCGCACUACCUAGCACAGCGUGUUGGACCGAUCUCUGCGUACGACAGUCUGGAAGCAUGUUUGUAUGUAUGACAGUGGGGAUUGAACACGAGCAUGGGCUGAUCGGUGGGCAGAGUGGAGAAGACGAGAGGCGUGAGAGCGGGGAGCAAUGCGAGAGAUAUAUGAAUGGCUUGGAGGAGAGGAGGGGUUGAAGAUGGAUGGGAGGGAUGGAGGGAUGGAGGGCAUGCCAUUUGGCAAGGGCAAGGCGCAGGCAGGCAGGCAGCAGGUUGCAGUCGGUCGGUCUGUCGUUGGUCCCUUCGAAUCUGGCAAGUGAACUGGGCCCCCAAACCAAGUGCGACACCAUCCCGACGGCUGUGGCAUCAAGACGACGACAAGUCCAGAGGGAAGAGCUUGUGGAUAAGAUUCCUGGGUACAGGUGCGGGGAGGGGGACAACGGUGAUGGAUGCACGGUGGUGGUGCGCGAUGUGGGUUGAUUGGUGGGUACGAGAGGUUUAAUGCACGGCGUGUGUGUGUUGCGCUGUGACUCUUUGAUAAACCAUAGCGUCUUCCUCCGUGCGUGCGCGGGUUGGAUGCAAAGCACAAUAACGUCUUUGCCUU
This is a messenger RNA of Periconia digitata, 611 nucleotides long. The record is from the annotation of a GenBank genome assembly. NCBI's taxonomy places the organism in Eukaryota, Fungi, Ascomycota, Dothideomycetes, Pleosporales, Periconiaceae.